AUGGCGACCACCGGUAACCACGUGACUAUCAACGGGAACGGCACCACAAGCUUCAUCACUAAGAUCUUGGCCCCCGUGUCGUCCCCUGUGCCGGUCCCUGUGUCGACCCCUGUGCCGGUCCCUGUGCCGGCGCCCGUUUCGACCCCCGUUAUGACUCCGGCGUCGACUCCCGUGUCGGCCGCUGUGCCGGUCCCCGUGUCGACCCCUGUGCCAGUCCCCCUGUCGGCCCCUGUGCCGGCCCCCGUUUUGACCCCCGUUAUGACUCCGGCGUCGACUCCCGUGUUGACCCCCGUACGGGCCCCCGUGUCGACCCCCGUACGGGCCCCCGUGUCGACCCCCGCUUUGACUCCGGCGUCAACUCCCAUGUCGACCCCCGUGCCGGGCCCCGUGUCGACUCUGGCGUCGGCCAUGGUGUCGGCCUUCGUGUCGGCCGUUGUGUCGCGCCCCGUGCCGACCCCCGCUUUGACUCCGACGUCAACUCCCGUGUCGAACCCCGUGCCAACUCCCGUGUCGACCCCCGUGUCGGUUCCCGCAUCGACACUCGUUUCCACUCCGGCGUCAACGCCCCCGUCGAGCCCUCAUCCGACCCCCCGUCCAAUCCCUUCUCUCGACAUCAACGCCAACAACACCACCACCGGCACUCCCGAUGAGCCUUCUGAGCAAACCCACUACCGCGUUUACCUAACCACCGCUUUCGAACGCGAUCUGCUCCAUCACUUUAUCUGGGUGGAAACCAAGCCCAACGACAUCUCAGUCAACUGGGGUCACGCGUACCGUGUCGACGGCAACCACCAUGGAAUGAAGCACCAAUUCCACAUUUGUUGUGAUCCCUUCGUCGAUACGAGCGGCCGGACCAAGCAGCACAUUAGUUGGGUGCGGCGCCAGGACAACGAGAGGGUCAAGGAGGUGUGUCGGUCUGUCGCCCCGCCCGGCCCGCAACCCGAAUCAAACGGACUGGGACGGUCUGACCUACGUGUGCCUGCUCGCAAUUGGAAGCACUGGACUGCCGACGUCAUUGCCACUCUGCGGACCACCGGUGUUCUUCAGCCUCUGACCCUCCGACGAUGA
This is a messenger RNA of Chaetomium globosum CBS 148.51, 1068 nucleotides long. RefSeq lists its product as uncharacterized. The transcript has a single exon. Bases 1 to 1068 code for a protein of 355 amino acids. The record is from RefSeq and is a predicted model, not a curated record. Lineage: Eukaryota; Fungi; Ascomycota; Sordariomycetes; Sordariales; Chaetomiaceae.